This is a messenger RNA of Rotaria sp. Silwood2, 1338 nucleotides long. The record is from the annotation of a GenBank genome assembly. NCBI's taxonomy places the organism in Eukaryota, Metazoa, Rotifera, Eurotatoria, Philodinida, Philodinidae.
AUGAGUUUUAAUCGAAUAUUUCGUUCAUGUUCAUUCCGUCGUUUAUGGUUCUCAAUGAAUCAUAUUCGUACAGUUUAUACAGCACAACCAGAAUCAUCACCUCUUCAAAUUUAUCGAAAUAAAGUUGAAGCCUAUGAGUUACGUUUUGAUUCACGUCAAGAACAAUUAAUGAUUAUACUUGAUAAAUUAUAUUAUGAUUUACAAACUUAUAUACCCGAACCAAGACACAUUGAAACAACAACAUCGGUAGAUGAUAGAAAAAAAAAUUUCUUAACAACAUUGACAAAUGCUUUCAAAUCAUCUAAUUCAACAAAUGAUUUCAUUGAACGACCAAAUUCAUUGUAUAUUUAUGGUGAACAGAGUCUUCUUAUGGAUAUCUUCUUUGAAUGUAUGCCAAUCAAAGAAAAACGACGAGUACAUUUUAAUGGUUUUAUGCUUGAAUUUCAUAAUCGUAUGCAUCGAAUUCGAAGUAAUAAUGCAGCUGUAACUGAUAAUCUUCUUGGUAGUGUUGUUGAAGAAUUACUUGAUGAAAUAUGGCUUUUAUGUUUUGAUGAAUUUAUGGUAUUAGAUAUUGGUGAUGCUAUGAUUAUAAAACGUUUAUUUGAACAUUUAUUUGCUAAAGGUAUGAUUAUGAUUGCAACAUCAAAUCGUCCACCAGAUGAUCUUUAUUAUCGAGGAUUAAAUCGAGAAUAUUUUGUUCCAUUUAUACCAUUUCUAUAUCGAAUGUGUACAGUAUAUAAUAUGGAUUCAUCAACAGAUUAUCGUUUAAUUGGUACUCAGGGGCAUGUUCAAACAGUAUUUGACGCUAAUCUAUCUGAGACAGCAUCUGAAUUAGAUUCACUUUGUUCUCGUCUUAUAGCUCCAUUUGAACCUCAAACAGCAACACUUGAUGUUAACGGUCGAGAUAUAACAAUUGCAUGGCAAGCACGAGGUGUUGUUAAAUUUUCUUUUAAUGAAUUAUGUGGUCAGGAAUAUUAUUCAGCUGAUUAUAUAGCUAUUGCAUCGACAUAUCAUACAUUAAUAUUAACAGAUAUACCAAAAUUAAGUAUUGAACAUCGUGAUCGUAUACGUCGUUUUAUAAUUCUUAUUGAUGAAUUAUAUAAUUAUCAUACAAAAUUAAUUAUCUCAAUGUUUGUUCAUACAGUUAAAGAUAUAUUUAAUCCAUUAAAAGAUAAUUCACAUUUAAAACGUGAAGAUCUUCUUACAAUGGAUGAAUUUCAUUCAUUUGAUAGAACUAUAUCACGUCUUAUUGAAAUGCAAUCAAAAGAAUAUUUAGCUAAACCUAAACGAUUUAGUAAUAAGAAAAAUUUUUUGGAUGAAUGGUCACAAUUACAAUGA